UUGAUCAAGUCCACUUAGCGUGCACAUCUCAGUGAAUUACACUGAGCGAUCAAAACUACUUCCAGCAGCUUUCAACCUUGAACUUGCGAGUAAAAAGAAUUUUCACUUUUUUCAAAGCACAAUGGCUGAUUGCGAUAUGACUACAAAGACAGAGGGAAUCACCGUCACUCCACCCACCACUAAGACCGACAAGAGGUCCAUUGGCGAUUAUCUCUUUGCUCACCGUCUCUACCAGACAUCUCAGGCCGAGAACAUGGAACUUAAGAAAAACGCAGCGGCAAUGAGCCUUCGCCUGGCCGAGCUCCAGGCUGAAAUAGAAAAACUCAGACAGCAGCGGCCGACCCAAAGCAGAGCCAGCGAGGGAAACAAGUAUCUGCGUAACUAUGAGGAAUGUAUGAGAAAAAGAGUUACAGAGAUCGUAUUAGAGAGGCGCAGUCUCAAGGAAAAGGCCAAACGUCUGGGGCAAACCGGUUCCGAAGCCACACAACUGGAGCAGGAAAAGAACUAUGCAGAGAAGAAAUCCCUGGAGGAGAUAAAAAGUAACAUGGGAAAAGACUCCUGGAAGUUGAAACAAGAAAAGGCAAAUCUGCGAAUGGAGGAAGCAGCCUUUUCGGAAAAGAAAGGGACAGAGGAAGGUGAAAUCACACUGAUGGAUAAGAAAGAGUCUCAGGAGGAACAGAAAACGCAACUUGAGCUUCAAGCACUGAAGGAGGAGAGGCAGACCUUGGAAGCUCGGACAGAGGAGAUUGAGAAGCAGAAAAAGGAGAUCGAUCAGGCAAAAGAGAAACUAGAGGCAGAAAAACAGGAGUUGCUUCAAGAAAAAAGCAAAUUGGCGGCAGAGAAACAGCAACUGGAGGCUGCAAGGCAACUUUUUGGACAGGAGACUCGAGACCUUGACGAGGAGAAGAUAAAACUGCGGCAAGAAAAAGACGAGAUGGAAGAAACUAAAAAUGAAGUCAAACAAGCCAUCGAAAAACUGAGAGAAGAGAAGAAGAAACUUGAGGAGGACCGUAAAGAAAUGGGGAUCAAUGAGCAGGAAAUGAAGCGACUGGAAGUAAAGCUGAAAGACAUGGAGAAUGAGAAAAGAAUGGUAGAAUACGGCAAGAAAAAUGCAGAGCAGGAGGUAAUGGACAUCAAAAAGGUUCUGGAUGAAGAGAGGAACACGUUAGAGGCAGAAAAGAAACAGCUAGAACAAAACAAGGUAAAAGUUGACGAGGAGAGUAAAAAACUCGAGGUGGAAAGGACAACCCUGGAAGCUCGGGUUGAGCGAUUGGAAAAAGAACAGAAAGACUUGGAGGAAGAUAAGAAAAUGCUCCAGACAGAGAAAACUGAUCUUGAAAAAGAAAUGGAGGAGUUUUCUAAAGAGCGCAUGAAGAUGGACAGCGAGAAGAGAAAGAUUAUGGAAGAACAAUGCAGCGAGAGCAAGAGGUUGAAUGAAGUAAAACGCCAAAUUCCAGAAGACAGUGAAAAACUUGACAUGGAGAGCGAAAAUCAAGAGGUUCAGGAGGCAAGUGGUAAAAAAAACAAAAGAGGGAAAAAACAAAAGAAACUUUCAGAUAAACUGAUGGCUGUUAAAGAAAAACUUGAAGAAAAGGUGAAGAAAGUUAUAGAGAAAAAAAGGAAAGGCUUUUGGAGCUGGUUGUGCAUAUAGUUAAAAAAAACAGCCUCCUGCUUCCUGCACCUCAUUGUUCCUUCACCGCUCCCUCACCUUCCCCCCUUUUCUGUUGUUCCUAUAAACAGAAAAAAAAGGACUUUUAAUUUUUAAAUCUACAUUAUUGAACAUAUUGUGGAACAAAGGUUCACCCUAUUUAUGUUGAUUACUAAACUUAUUAAGGAACUAAAGUAGGGCAGC
Molecule: messenger RNA, 1852 nt
Organism: Fundulus heteroclitus (mummichog)
Lineage: Eukaryota; Metazoa; Chordata; Actinopteri; Cyprinodontiformes; Fundulidae
Product: trichohyalin-like
Exons: 1
Coding region: 122-1651 (509 amino acids)
Source: RefSeq, a predicted model, not a curated record